ACGAUGGAAGCGCGCUCCCGACACUUCAGGUGAAUGAGAGGGAAGCAGAGGAGCGGGACACGGUUGACUGUGCGUCGCAUUAAAAGGAACAAUUGGAGGAAAAUGAGUUGUGUUACGUCGCUUGGGGCGCAUGCUUUUGUGACAACAUAUCUACUCUUCCUGAUGGGAUGCGUUGCACAGAAAGUAUACUUUGACUGUGGUGCCAAGGUGGAUGUAGUGGAUGUCCAAGGCCUCAUUCUUUCCCCUGGCUUUCCCUACAACUACUCCUCUGGGACACACUGUGUUUGGCAGUUCUUUGUUCCUGUUGAUUACCAGCUUAUUCUUGAGAUAUUUGACUUUGACGUGUUUGAAAGCCACGAUUCCGCUGCACAGUACUCUGCUGUCUCUAAUUUUGAAGAGGAAGAGGCAGAUGAAGAGGUUACUUUCACUCCUGGCAUCUUAGUGGCAGAUGAAACUUCAUCAGCAGUUAAAGAUCCCAUGCUUCCAAAUGUCAGGGAUGUCACAAAGACUCAGCAGUCCUCCCAAGAUGGUGAGGUCAAGCAAGUAGUUGUCCAGGAACAGUCCACAAAGAUGGAGAUAACCAAAGUCUCAAAUUCUGCCAAAAGAUCUGCAGAUGCCUCCUCUAUGAUGUCACCACAUCCUCCUUCUCUUUUCCCCCUACCUGGGGCUGUACCUCCAGGAGACAAGGAUGUCAACUCUGCGUCCUUGUCUCACCUUAGGGGAGACCCUAGCCCUAGUGCUAACCCAAGCACAUAUGUGGAGGAGACCACCCUCGCCUCGCCACACUCCACUGACACUCUAGCUGUAAGCCCCGAAACCCAGCACUCAGUGCUUGACGCCUGCCCCCAUGAUGUCCUCUACAUAUCAGACCUCAUCACCUUCUCCUCCAGGUUUUGUGGGUCCAACCGGCCUCCUAGCAGUCAGCUGGUUUUUGGCUCCAACCAGGAGAUGGUGGAGGUCAUCAUGGAGCUCAUCACCACCACCCACUGGGGUCGCGGCUUUGCUCUUCUCUUCCACUACCACAACCUGACUGAACCAGGGGGGGACCGCCAAGCCUCUGCUCUCACAGUCAGCAAAGUUGACUCUCUGCUGGCUGCUGUGAGUGGAGCUGCCUUCUUCGCUAUGAUACUUACAAGUGCCCUCUGCAUCGUUUUCAGACCCAAAUUGUGUCCAAAAAGAGCCAGCUCCUGUGCAUCCAGCAACUCUGAGGUGCCAGAAGGAGUCCAGAACACCAGGGCUGAGGUCAGUGAGCUGCAGCUGAUGGCUGAGAAUCAGAACUUGGAUGCAACCACAGAGCAGGACAACAACAAUGAUAGCCCGCCACUCACAGUCAGUGCUGGCGGUGAAAUUUCCCAGAAUACAGAAGUGGAUCUUUCCUGCAGUGGUUUGACUGAACUCGACCUUGGUGCGGAUGAGGUUUUCAUUGCAUCUUCAGCUCCUAGCCCAAGCAGGCUACCCUUCUCACCUCACACACAGAGGGAGAGGUUUCUGCGGCACAGUGACACUGGUCCCGGCCCUGCAGGUGAAUGGCCAUCAUUAGACUCCACCAGCUCACCUGGUGGUGCCAGGUCAGCCAAGGACAGCAGCAGUGCCAGACCCAGAGCGUGGAGCGUACGCACCUUCCAUGACUUCCUCCCUCCACUGCCACAGCUGCAUAAGAAGUGGUGUAGCUGGAACUCCACCAGUCCCUUCACCAAGCUGGUGGACAGCGCUCCAUCCAGUUUGGUUGCAGACGACAGAGGGGGCAACAGCAGGAAGGUGUUCUCUGAUGUUCACCUUGCAGCCAAGGCAGACAACAGCACCAUCUCUGACUCAUCCAUCAGCAAUGCCUCUUACCCACUUACGCAGUCCGCACAAAGGCAGCGGCGUCUCAACUCCACCAGCAACCUGCGGCGCUCACGUUUCACUGGGCCUUGCUUUGGCCUGCUUGCUGGGACAGCAGACCCAACAAAGGCAUCCGAGGUUCCUCAUGCCCAGGGCUCCCCCUCAGAACCCAGCCCUGGUUCUUCUUCCUCCUCCCAGUGUCAGAUCGAGAGUGGCCAAGCUGGAAAGAGACGUGAGUUCCCCGGCGAAGGUGAUCACAUCAGCGUGCCAGUGUUUGCCAUCUCUGAGGAGGAGGACCGGCAGCCUCUGGUCUCAUCUGAGCACCUGGACCAGGCCUCUGCCUCAGCUAUGCUGAAUGGAUUGGUUAGGGGGACAUAUGGAGGUAAGAAGCCUGUUCUUGGAAGUGCCAGCUUCACCCCCCCGAGCCAGAGGGCCAGACCAGAGUGGAGAGCAUGGGGGAGCCAGGUGUCAGGAGGGGUUGGUCUUCUUCCCUCCAACACUGAGUCAAACACGGUCAGUGACCAGCUGUCUCUGAGUCAGUCCACAGUGCUGUGCAGUGUGACCAAUCAGAUGUAAUUAGACAGGCUUUAAGUCAGUGACAAGAGCAGGGACUCUGGUGGGCCAGUUAUGUAUUUCUGCCAUUCUGAAAUAUAUAACCUACUUUAACUUUACAAAAUGAUUACUUCAUAUACUGUAGCCUCCUUCUGGCAAAUAUAUUCUUCUCACUCUAGUUGUUUUCUAUUUUUAUAAAGUUGUUUGUGGAUAAAGAUGGAAUAAUAUGCUGCUUACCAUGCCAAGGCACUGACUGCUGUGGUAUUAUGUGUUUAAAAAGAUGAGUGAUUGCAAACAUGAACAAUAAGUAUUUUCUAUGUGACUACCCUAUAGACCCUUAGGGGCAAUUUCAGGAGCACAUUUUUUUAAUCAGAUUUAUUAACCAGGUUGAUCCUAUUCAGUCAGUUAUAAUACUCCAGCCAUUGCACUUUGCUUUCAAUAGAUCAUUCAUUUUGGAUUUUGUGCUGCCUUGUGCCAGACUUCUGCUUUUUCCUUAAUGUGGUUCUUCACGUGGUUACUUUGUAGCACAGGCUAAUGAAUGCUUAUGCAAAUAUGUAUUACCCAAAAGUGUUCUGCGAAGCAUAGAUUGUACAUUAAUAUUAAUGUUACAACAGUGUAUGCAUACAGGAUGUACUGUAUUAUAAAAGGGAAAUCAAAAUAAAAUAAAAACAUAUAGAAUACUAAUAUACAUAAUAUACACUUAUAUAGUAUAAAAGAGAAAUAGCAAUCACAAUAGUAUUUAAAAUGAGUCAUGAAUUAAUGUAAAGUUUUAAAUAAAGGCUGUGUCAUUCAAA
This is a messenger RNA of Scatophagus argus, 3170 nucleotides long. RefSeq lists its product as uncharacterized. The coding region runs from base 34 to 2400 and encodes 788 amino acids. The transcript is spliced from 7 exons. Gene Ontology annotation, biological process: negative regulation of inflammatory response. The record is from RefSeq and is a predicted model, not a curated record. Lineage: Eukaryota; Metazoa; Chordata; Actinopteri; Scatophagidae.